Monomorium pharaonis (pharaoh ant) is the source of this 2820-nucleotide messenger RNA. Its product is annotated as probable cytochrome P450 6a14. The transcript is spliced from 8 exons. The record is from RefSeq and is a predicted model, not a curated record. Bases 1294 to 2820 code for a protein of 508 amino acids. Gene Ontology annotation, molecular function: iron ion binding; oxidoreductase activity, acting on paired donors, with incorporation or reduction of molecular oxygen; heme binding. NCBI's taxonomy places the organism in Eukaryota, Metazoa, Arthropoda, Insecta, Hymenoptera, Formicidae.
UUACUAUCUUUAAGAUAAAGAAGAAAUGUAAAUGCUUUGUGUUGAAAAUAAAAAAUUCCUUAUAUAUUAAUACACGAUGCUUUAAAGUUAUAAGCUUGCCAUCUAAAGACUGCUUUACCAUCCAGACUAAUUGUAAGUCAAACUAGAAGGAGAAAGUCUUGGGUAUGUUUUUGGGUUCCAUUAUCGCACAGAUGUUAAUAUUUUUUUCUAGAAUAAAUUGCUUUAAUAAGUCUUGAACAGCUCAAUUAUGAUUAACAUUUAAUUGUGUAAUUAUUAAGACUAUUAAUUGGCCUCCCCGCAGACUUCCUUAAUUUUCUUUCACGCUUUGCAUCUGUGCCUAUAUUGUAAUUAGAAUCAAGACCUAUUUAUGCACGCAACACAUAUUGUACUUGAGAUGUGCACUCCUUAAGUUGAUGAUUUGUAAAACAUAAUUAAAACAAGUAUUACUUCUGUCAGUCUUGGAUUUAUACUUUAGUGAUUACUGCUUUCUAAGUGGUCUCCUUUUGAUGUAACUUCAAGAAGGAGAGUGCUACUAAUUCUGAUUAUGCAUUAUUAUAUAUGCAUUGAUUAACUUGUCACGAGAGUCUGGAUAUAGGCGGCUCAGGCAAAUUCACUUACUUUUUAUUGAUGGGCUUUUAGUAAGGUUGUAUGAUUGGUGAACAUUAAAUUCAUUUAUUGGAGGAAUUAUUAUCUUUAGCUCAUCGCUCGGAUGACCAGCUGUUAUUAGCUCUAUUAGCUCCGCCUUGUUUUCACCUAAAUUAUUCUAAUUUUAGUGAAAGAAAGUGUGAAUUCUCGCGCAUUUUGUUAAAAUAUUUAACUUAAGGUUUAAUUAAUCUAUAUAUAUAUGGGAAUGUGUUAGGGUGUGUUCGUAGAUGGAGAAACCGAGUUUUAUCUCAGCUAAUAUUAUAAAGUUUUAAAAUUUUAGUUUUCUCAGCAAAACUAGACCUCUUGAUUUCAUGUUUCUAGCAUAUUAUGAUUCAAGGAUGUAUAUAACUAUGUAUAUUUACAUAUGUCUUAGAAAAAAUUUUUACCGAGAAGUUUAUGACGUAAAAGUCCACGUGAAAAAUGUCAACAGGUGUCACGUAUUUCUAAGAUUAUGAGUUACAUGUACAAAUCGCGUGAAUAAUAAUAAACCCCACACGGAAUAAAUACAGCAAAAAUUAAAAGUUCUACGAAGUUACAUGACUCCCUCCUAAUCUAGAUAAAGAUCAGAAGUCCUUAUAAUCUAAGUCUAGAAAAUUAAUUAGAUAAUUUUAUAUAGAUAACAGCAAACACUGGUUAUUUUAGAAAUUUAUGAUGAUUGAAGAAUUUAUUCUGGGUUUAAUCAUUGUGUUGGGGAUUGUAUACAUUUAUUAUAAGUUUGUGAUAUUUAAUUUUUGGCACAAAAGAGGCGUUUUCUACGUCGAUCCUGUUGUGCCAACUGGAAACAUAUCAGCUCUUAUAACUGGAAAAACUCAAACAGGCGUAUUCUUCCAUGAUGCCUACAUGAAAUAUAAGGAUCAUCGCGUAUUUGGAAUGUAUUCACUUUAUAAACCAAACUUAGUAAUUGCCGAUCUCGAUCUUAUUCGAACGGUAUUGACAAAAGAUUUUGGAAGUUUCCAUGAUCGCGGAAUGUUUUAUAAUGAUAAAACUGACCCAUUGUCUAGUCACUUAUUUUUUAUGCCUGGAAAAAAAUGGCGAAAUUUGCGCAUCAAGAUGACACCUACUUUCACUUCAGGAAAAAUAAAGCAGAUGUUUCCUAUAUUAGAGGAAUGUGGCGAAGAACUUGCAAAAUAUCUAGAGAGCAAAGCACUGGUAAAAGAUACUAUCGAGAUGAAGGAUAUAUUUACAAGGUAUACAACAGAUGUAAUUAUGUCAACUGCUUUUGGUAUCAAAUCUAAGUGUAUUGAAGAGCCAAAUAAUGAAUAUAGAAUACAAGGAAAAAAGAUUUUUGCUGUGAAACCAUUAUGGAUUGCUCUGUUUAUGUUCGUGCCACAAAUUAUGGAUUUCUUUUCUAUUCCCCUCACUGACCCAUCAGUUACCAAGUUUUAUAUGAAUAUGUUUCGAGAGAGUGUAGAAUACAGGAAAGUUCAUAAUAUUGUCAGACAUGACUUUAUGCAUCUGCUUAUUCAACUGAUGGAUAAGGGCUAUGUUGAGCCUGAUGGUGAUAAGAAGACUAAUGUAUCAUCUGAAGCAGCAGUACAUAAACUUACUAUGACAGAAGCUACUGCGCAAAGUUAUAUCUUCUUCAUAGCUGGCUUCGAAACAUCUUCAACAACGGCAACCUUAGCUCUAUAUGAAUUAGCUCAACAGCAUGACAUACAAGACAAAGUUUACAAGGAAAUCAAUGAAAUAUUAGCAAAACAUGGUAGUCUAACUUAUGACGCUGUAAACGAAAUGACAUACCUUAACAAAAUAAUAAAUGAGACUUUGAGAAAAUAUCCACCUCUUCCUGUCUUGAAUCGCAUCUGCACUCAGGAAACAGACCUACCGACAGUGAACAUUCGCGUGCCAAAAGGGACCUUUAUAACUAUACCACUACUUGGAUUACAUCGAGAUCCAUCGAUAUAUCCAAAUCCGGAUAGAUUUGAUCCUGAACGAUUCAACGCAGACAAAAUAAGAGAACGGCAUCCUUACGCUUAUAUGCCAUUCGGAGAAGGCCCACGAAAUUGCAUUGGUGCUCGGUUUGGCAGCAUACAAACAAAAAUUGGAUUAAUAUGUCUCCUAUCAAAAUACAAGUUUAAACUUCAUCCUCGAACUCCGAUCCCGCUCAUUUUCGAUGAAAGCUAUUUAGUUCUACAGCCAAAAGGCGGUGUACACUUUAUUAUCGAGUCACGAUAA